UCUCAUACAAUAUUGCUGAUCCAGCCAGGAAAAAGGGCUGAAACAAGAACAUACUCAGAUUAUGAAACUUUAGAUGAGUGUAUGGAGGGUGUGUGUAAAAUAUUUGAAGAACAUUUAAAGAAGAUGAACCCAACCAGUCCUUCUAUAACUUAUGACAUUAGCCAGUUGUUUGAUUUUAUUGAUCAACUCUCAGACCUUUGCUGUUUAGUAUUUCAACCAAACAUGAAUACAUAUGCACCCUAUAAUAAAGACUGGAUAAAAGAAGCUAUUUAUGUUAUGCUUCGAAAACAGGCAGGAAAACAAUGAUGUAGCAGUUGGCAGGUGACAGUCCAUGUGAUAGUCUCCAAGACUUACAACAGAGCCUCAUAGAAAGUAACAAGGGAAGUGCUGAGUGAUAUAAUGCUCUGCUCCGUACAAUUCCAUUGAAGUGUUUGUUGGAUGUUCAAUUUUCAUCAGAAUUGACAUUAUUUGUUAUCAAGGCCAACACAUUAUUUUUAGAAAUUCAGUUGAUAGUUAAAUAUAGAUUUUUGAUUUUUGAUUUUUUCUUUCAAUGUUGUUAUAAAGAUACAUAGAAAAUUUGCAAGAUAUUUCUCUUUUAACAAAAGCUUUGCCCAUAUUCUUUUUAAGACUCAAGAGUAAAGCUAUUGUGUAGUUCUGAAACAACAAUACAAAACACUAGACGGAAACCUGAAAUCAUGCUUGUAAAUCUCUACCAUAUUUGUCUUUUUGAGUAUCAUGUAUGUAAAACCUUGAGUUGAUGUAUGUUAGCAAUGAUAAUGAAAAAGAAUUGUAAGGAUCAUUUUUGGGAAGGAGUGUACCUGAAACUGUGUUAAAUUUGUUGUUUUGAAAUUGCCACCACAUUUUACUAUGAUUUAUUUCAUCUGUAUAAGAAAGAAUUGUUUUUAUACAGCACAGUAUGUAUAUUUUUAAAAUUGUUAUUGCAUUUUUCACAAUUCAUUUUCAUGAUGCUGUAGAACGAGGUGCAUUCCCAUUACAUAGUUUCAUAGUUACAUAGUUUUCAUCUCUAAUAACUGAUCACAAUGGCAUUGGUAUAUAUUUGACUAUAGAAACAUAGAAUCCAUGUUUCUUUGAAUAGAUGAAAUCCGUCAAAAGAUUUAACCAAUUUCAUCAGGCAUAUUCUUCAUCUUGAAAUAAGGUAGAGAAACAUUUAUAAUCAUAUUAAAUACUUGGCAAUAAUACUGGUAAUAGACUAUUAUAAAUGUAUCUUUAUACUAAAGUACUUUAUUAGUAAUGCUAUCCAAUAAAAAACAUCCGUAACCAUGCAUUCUACUAAUGUUGACCAGAUUUGUUUUUUAAGCCAAGCUAGCACAUUUAGUGCAAUUUGAUACAUACCUUGUUAUGCAAAGAACAAUUCAGUAUAUUUUUCUUCAACUUCAGUACGAUCUCAAAUAUGGUAAUCAGGGUUCUCACCAGCAUUUUAGAGUGAUGGUCGGUGACCACCCCCACCCCAGGAGGAGUGGUCGCCGACAUCAAACCCCCUCCCCCGGCUGACAAAAUCAAGUUAAUCAACUCGCUACUCUGGUAGUCGUGCAAUGAAAGUAUUUUGUUAGCCUACAUUUUUUUCCACUAUCAAUUGCAAAAAUAGUGGUGGUCGGCAGCCCAAAAAUACUGGUCGGAAAUGUUGAGUGCAGGACGGGACCAACUACCGCUGACCAGCGUGGUGAGAACCCUGGGUAAUGAAAAAACAACUUCCUUAUUUUUUAAAGAUAAGCUAAACACAUGAAAAAAAAUCUAUUGAAUUAUACAGUAAGAUAUUAAGCAUCAUCAAGAAUUAGUAUCUGUUAGCUAACUAAUUAAUCAACUAAGUAAAGAAGUUUACCCUCAGUAAGAUAUACCAUGCAUUUCAACAUAGCCAAAAAGACUUUAUCCUCAAGAAAGAAUACAAUGUAUAGCAAUGCUAAAGCAAUUGCUGAUAAUAAAUGAAUAUGUGCUUUCUGCACCAACUACUUUUAACAGUGCAUUCUGCAUUUCAAGCUUGAAAAGUAAUUCCUAAAAAGCAAACUAAACAACUGUCAAAGAAAAUAUCCAUUAAUUCAAAUAAAAAAAGAGAAAUGUAAAUAGGAGUUUAUGAAAAAAAAGCAUGGUUAAUCAAAUUCAAAUAAAUAAAUGUACAUUAAAUAAAAAAAUCUUGUGCUAGGCUUAAAAUAAAAUUAAUUCUGUGGGGGUGAGGGGAGCCUCUGCACCCCACUCCCCAAAAAAAAAUUAAACAGAAAAUGUAGGCCUACAUGAAAACCAAUAAGGUAGCAAAUAAAAAAAGAGAAAUGUAAAUAGGAGUUUAUGAAAUAAUAGCAUGGUUAUUCAAAUUCAAAUAAAUAAAUGUACAUUAAAUAAAAAAAAAAAAAUCUUGUGCUAGGCUUAAAUUGAAAUUCUUUAAAUUGAUACACCUUUUUUCAGUUUACAAAAUCAUCAUUACCAUUACUUUUUAUGCUAUGAUAUUGUUAAUGCAGUAUUAUAUGGUAUUCUUCCUAAUAGGGUAUUACUGUAUCUUCUAGUCUUAAAUAAGAAUCCAUUGGCAAAUUUAAGCUUUACUUCUACAAAAAUACUAUACAGUAUAUUGCAAGUCGAAUUACCAAUCAAAGCACAGGUUUUGUGACAUAUCCCUGUCUAAAGGUUGUUUUGUUUUGGAUAACUUCAUCACAUGUUUUCUUUAUGUGUUAAAGCUUAAAUACCGUAUAUCAGUGCUUUGGGGCAAUUAGUAAUUUAAAAAAAAGUAUUUUCUUUGAAUAAAUUUUGGCUGCUGUUAUUUUUGAUUAUUUUCUUAUUUAACUACAGGUAUUUGUAAUUCUUGGGUAUAUGUCUAUACUUUUUAAGUUUGUUUUCAUUGUACCAGCAAUUUCCCCUGGAAAAAUCCCUAGGGUAUGGUUUGCAUGUAGUAUUUCAGAAAAUAAAAACUUUUAAUUGGGCAUCAGUGUGUUUUCUUGUUCUGUGGAUGCACUAGGUAUAUGCCCAAUUACAUGUUCAAGGGGACGGGAUUACCUGAGGAACUACUGGAUGCAAUUACUAUAUUUCAUCAAAUACACAUUUUGAAUUGUAUUACCACUUUUACAAUUUGUAAUAAUAACCCAAAUUACUGUAUUUGAUGUUUUUAUCUGUUAGUUUGUAGUUGCAAGAAAGUAAACUGCUUUUCAGAAAUGUACAGUAAUUAGAUUGCCUGAUCGGUUUUGCUUUGUUUAAAAAAUUAUUUGAUAUAAAAUUUCAUUCCAGUACAGAAUGGCUUUUGUCUCUACCUCCUCAUUAGUGGAUAGGUAACUACUGUACACCAUAUUUUGAUAACGUUUGAAAUUAAAAAUAAACAGCUUAAGUA
Anneissia japonica is the source of this 3325-nucleotide messenger RNA. Its product is annotated as enhancer of rudimentary homolog. NCBI's taxonomy places the organism in Eukaryota, Metazoa, Echinodermata, Crinoidea, Comatulida, Comatulidae. The record is from RefSeq and is a predicted model, not a curated record.